AUGUCGAAGACGUCGGUCUUCACGACGUGUACCCCGCUGCCGGCGGGCAUCACGAGACAGAGCGUCAUUGAUAUGUACCACGCCCAUACCGAGAUGAUCGAGCUGAAUCCGCUUGUCAUCGAUCGGUUCAACUGCAAACCUCCAAGCUAUGCGCCGGCAGAGGAAUACUAUGCUAUAUGGUACACGAUCAAAGACAAAGUCAACUACCUUCCGGGCGGUCUCGCUUCCUCUUCCGUUUCCUACCACGCUUGCUUCCACGACCUCCCCGAUGGCCUACAAACACAUGUCUAUGCGCCUCUUGGCCUCGAUAUCCGCGCGAAAUGGACCGUGGGUGGUUGUCUACCAGGCGAGCCGAAAGGUCCUGUCGAACUCGGCAUCGGUGCCCCACGCGAAGGCCUCUACAUCCGCGAAGACGUGCGCAUGAAGUGCAAUAUAAUGAUGAUGAGCUUUGUGAAGAAGACAUUCAAAGACAGCCAUUCCACCAUGGUGGACCGACUGGUAGAGAAGGCUCAUGUGCUGGAAAGCCGGCAGGCGAACGAACGAUUGAACGCGUUGAAGAAUGUAGCACCGGGCGAGCGCAUGGGCCACGGAAGCAUAUAUAUCGCGCCUCCACCAGGAUAUGGAGACAAACAGCAACGCUACAAUUAUGAGGAUAAGCCGCUGCCACAGCCACGAGAAAGCGUAAUCUCGGACGGGAGUGCAAGAAGUAGUCCGGGGCUGUCGCAGGCGAGCACAUUGACGAGCCAGAGCGAAUUCCCACAGAAAUCUCCGCAGCAACAUCAGUACCAGCAGUCGCCCCAACAUUUGCAGUCGCAGUCGCAGUCGCAGUCGCAGGCCGAGUCGUACGAGCCAUAUCGGGACCAGCGCAUGUCGCUCGCGAGCCCGCCGUCGCAGUGGGCGCCCGGUCACUCGCACUCGCAUUCGCAAGACAGCAAUUACAGAACAAGCUUUCAAUCCGGCGUCGGCCAGCAAAGAAGCCCAGGGCAGCCGCCACAGCAGGCGCAAACUUUGCCAAGUCUAUCCUAUCUACCUUCCACGGUAUACAACCCGCACACGAAUAACAACCGCGACUCGCAGUAUCACGCGUACCAACCACCGCGGUCUUCCGAAUAUCUCCAACCCCCGCCAGCUGUCGAGCUACCCGCACAUAUGCAGGAUUCACCGACGUUGCCGCGAAAUCUGCGGGAUGAUCGCGACAAGCAUCUUGCUGAGCUGCCUGCUUGA
Molecule: messenger RNA, 1224 nt
Organism: Didymosphaeria variabile
Lineage: Eukaryota; Fungi; Ascomycota; Dothideomycetes; Pleosporales; Didymosphaeriaceae
Exons: 2
Coding region: 1-1224 (407 amino acids)
Source: RefSeq, a predicted model, not a curated record